UCUUGAGUUAGUAACUUCCUGUUCGACAGUAACGUUUUAACACCAGAUGCUGAUGUAUUAUUUUACAAACCACAGCGCCUGUGCCUUUGCUUGCAGCGUUUAAUUCUGAGAAGCAUGGGGAGAAUGGUGGAGACUUUGCUGUGGGUCUGGAUUGUCCUGGGCUCCGAAGUGUGUUCAGUUUCACUGCCAGGAAUCACUGACGCAAAGUUCAUUAAUGACUGUGUGAGCGAACACAACAGGGCGCGGUCAUCGGUUAAUCCUCCUGCGAGCGACAUGCUGUACAUGACAUGGGAUGAGGGCUUGGCCAUCACUGCAAGAGCGUGGGCGAGACACUGUAGAUUUGAACACAACAUCUACCUUGACGAUGUCCGGCGUGUGCACCCUACCUUUAACUCUGUAGGAGAAAACCUCUGGAUAGGCUCCCCACAAUCAUCUUUCACUGUGAAGGGAGCCAUACAAAGUUGGGUGAAAGAGAAAGUAGACUAUAACUACAACCGCAACGCAUGCACAAACAAGUGUGGCCACUACACACAGGUUGUGUGGGCAAGCAGCUACAAGGUUGGUUGUGCCGUCCAGCUGUGCCAAAAUGGUGUGAUUGGUGGCUUUGGUAACAGAGAGACUGUCAAUUUUGUAUGCAACUACGCUGUGGGGGGUAACGUGAUAGGAAUGAGACCAUACGAAUCACAGGGGACAGCCUGUUCUCGAUGUGAAGGCACAUGUUUGGACAGUCUCUGCCGUAGCCAAGAACGAGAUUCACCAAAAAGCUACACCUGGGCUCCAGACUGGGCUCCAGGCUGGGCUCCAGACUGGGCUUCAGACUGGGACCCUGUCCAGACUUACAGUGACUCAAACUAUGUGAAUAUUCUGGUGGUUCGACCCAUUGCCCUCAUCUUAACCUUCAUCGCAGCAUAUGCAGUUCACCACUUCUACCCCGAUACCUUCUGCUAUGAAUAGACCGUAUGCGCUUACCAGAAGGACAUGGACUUAGUCAGUGAGUUUAAUUCAUCGGUUUAUUUUUCUGUCUAUGCACAGCUGUCAGAAAGUACAUCACUCUACCCACCAGCUUCUUUGUAGAGACACAAAGAAGCUGGUGGGUAGCUAAACUCAACUAAACUCAGGUUUGGCAGAGAAGAUGUAAAUGCAUCCCAAGUUGUCUACUGUAUUUUUCUGAGUUUUGAUAUAAAUGAAUUGAUCAAAUGUAAAAUGAGAGAAUGCUCAGAGUGCUCUACAGAGCAUUUUAGCAUCUUUCAGCUCAUUGUUUUGAUUUUAUGGCCUCCCACUGAAACGUCUAAGAGCCAGAAAAACAGCUAAAAUGGGAGCUUUUACUUGAUGAUGGAAACACACAAGAUUCCAAAUAAAUGCUAAUCAAUGUGUGUGGACGAGUAAAUAGCAACAUGUUUACUAUGUCAACAUCAUGAUGUCAGUUUACAGAUUUGUGCCAGUGAGUAUUAACAGUGUUUGAUAUUUAAAACAAAGUACAGCUCUGCAACAAGCGCUGCCAGAAAUACGGUGGUACAAAAAAUGGAG
Messenger RNA from Larimichthys crocea (large yellow croaker), 1527 nucleotides. RefSeq names its product GLI pathogenesis-related 1a (gene glipr1a). The coding region runs from base 115 to 954 and encodes 279 amino acids. Gene Ontology annotation, cellular component: extracellular region. The transcript is spliced from 6 exons. The record is from RefSeq and is a predicted model, not a curated record. Lineage: Eukaryota; Metazoa; Chordata; Actinopteri; Sciaenidae.